AUGACUACCGCUGCUAGACCAACGUUUGAUCCUGCUCGUGGUUAUGAUAGUAAAGCUCCAACUUUACAAUAUAGCUCUCGAGAUCUUGCAGCACAUACUCAGCUUAAGUACAGGCAAACAGGUCAGCUCACAACGGAAGAAAUUGAUAAAAUAGAUCUCAAAGAAGAACUUUUAAAAGCUGAAAGAGAACACUUUGAGAAACUACAAGGGGAAGCUUUUCGUGAUGGCUCCUUCUCUUUCAAUGAAGAUCAAUUGGCUGAAAAGCGUCGAAGAUUUGAAGAUAUAGAUGAGGAAGAUGAUGCUAUAGCUUUACAACUUGAAUUAGAGAAAAUUAGAAAGGAACGUGCAGAAGAAAAAGAACGACAGGAAUUCGAUAAGUUAGAAGCAGAUGAAAGACAAAGGCAAGAAGAGGCAUUAGUCGGAAAUCCCAUUCUUAACAAAGAUUUCAGUGUUAAGAGAAGGUGGGAUGAUGAUGUAAUUUUUAAGAAUCAAGCGCGUGGAGUUGAUGAUAAGCCUAAAAAACGAUUUAUUAAUGAUACUCUGCGAAGUGAUUUCCAUC
Messenger RNA from Funneliformis mosseae, 559 nucleotides. Lineage: Eukaryota; Fungi; Glomeromycota; Glomeromycetes; Glomerales; Glomeraceae. The record is from the annotation of a GenBank genome assembly.